UCCGCGGAAGAAGGCAGGGCUUGGAGUGAGGGGCGGGGAUUUCCUACUACCUGAUGCACGAGGGGCUCUCCAGGCCAAGGAACACUGAGAGCUGCACGUCCUUUGGGAGCGGUCGAAGCUUGGAUAAUUGCUAGCAUUAGAUCAAACAUAGGGAGGCCGGGAGGGGUGUUCCUCCCUCCGUUAGGACUUAACCUAUUUCCGCUAUCUGUACCCCCAGCAGGAUGCUUUUCUCUCGCUCUGGGAAAGUGAUCGAUUUCCUAAAGUCCUCCUGGUUCAGCACUGGCAGUGCAGCUGCUCAGGACUCUGGGGUUUCAAAGGAAAAGACCAAAGAAUCAAGGAGGAAAUAAAUAUUUAUCUGGUCGUCUAAGUAUCUGACGCACUCCUCUGGACUGAUUCUAACGUUUGGUUCCCCGAGAGAAAUCUGGGGAUGGUCUUCUGUCUGAUGGAGCAAGGGGCUGGGAACCUGGCCCUGUGGGUCCUGGAAGGGGCCAACUGGCUGCAGUGUCAUUCCAGAAUCAAGGAGUGGGGCCGGGCCAGCCUUCCCAGGUCUCCUCCCCCAGGCCCGGUCCCCUCACAGGACGCCCCCUCCCCGCUCUUCCUGCCGGUUUCCUCUUGCCUUUUCCUGUCCCCCACCCAGUGCUGGGAGCUGGGGCACAGGCAGAGGCUGAACAGGAGCAGCGGGGUCAGGAACCAACCAGGGCAAGCGGAGCCAGGGCCCCCGGGUGCUGCCGGACCCGAAGCAGGGGCCAUGCUAUCUGGUGAACGGAAGGAGGGCGGAAGCCCCCGCUUCGGGAAGCUCCAUCUCCCCGUGGGCCUGUGGAUCAAUUCCCCCAGGAAGCAGCUGGCCAAGCUGGGGCGACGCUGGCCCAGCGCUGCCUCUGUCAAGUCUUCAUCUUCCGACACGGGGAGCCGCAGCAGCGAGCCGCUGCCCCCGCCGCCGCCGCACGUGGAGCUGCGGCGAGUGGGCGCGGUCAAGGCGGCUGGGGGAGCCUCGGGGAGCCGCGCCAAGCGCAUCUCUCAGCUCUUUCGGGGCUCGGGGACCGGGACCACGGGCUCCGGUGGCGCGGGAGCGCCCGGGACCCCGGGGGCCGCGCAGCGCUGGGCCAGUGAGAAGAAGCUGCCAGAGCUGGCGGCGGGCGUGGCCCCGGAGCCGCCACUGGCCGCCCGCGCCACGGCGCCCCCCGGGGUCCUCAAGAUCUUCGGCGCGGGGUUGGCUUCGGGCGCCAACUACAAGAGCGUGCUGGCCACGGCGCGCUCCACCGCGCGCGAGCUGGUGGCCGAGGCGCUGGAGCGCUACGGGCUGGCCGGCAGCCCCGGCAGCGGCCCCGGCGAGAGCAGCUGCGUGGACGCCUUCGCGCUGUGCGACGCGCUGGGCCGGCCCGCGGCGGGCACCGUGGGCAGCGGCGAGUGGCGUGCAGAGCACCUGCGCGUGCUGGGCGACUCGGAGCGCCCGCUGCUGGUGCAGGAGCUGUGGCGGGCGCGGCCCGGCUGGGCGCGGCGUUUCGAGCUGCGCGGCCGCGAGGAGGCGCGCCGCCUGGAGCAGGAGGCCUUCGGGGCGGCGGAGGGCGACGGCACGGGUGCCCCCUCAUGGCGGCCGCAGAAGAACCGCUCCCGGGCAGCGUCUGGUGGGGCGGCGCUGGCCAGUCCUGGCUCGGGGUCGGGUUCAGGGACCCCAGCUGGGUCCGGGGGCAAGGAGCGCUCGGAAAACCUGUCCCUGCGGCGCAGUGUAUCGGAGCUCAGUCUGCAAGGUCGGCGGCGGCGGCAGCAGGAGCGCAGGCAGCAGGCACUUAGCAUGGCCCCAGGGGCAGCCGACGCCCAAAUAGGACCUGUAGACCCUGGCGACUUCGAUCAGUUGACCCAGUGCCUCAUCCAGGCCCCCAGCAACCGCCCCUACUUCCUGCUGCUGCAGGGCUACCAGGACGCCCAGGACUUCGUGGUGUAUGUGAUGACGCGGGAGCAACACGUGUUCGGCCGGGGUGGGAACUCCUCGGCCCGCGGUGGGUCCCCAGCCCCGUACGUGGACACCUUUCUCAACGCCCCGGACAUCCUGCCGCGUCACUGCACAGUGCGCGCGGGCCCUGAGCCCGCGGCGACGGUGCGCCCAUCCCGGGGAGCCCCGGUCACGCACAAUGGGUGCCUCCUGCUGCGGGAGGCCGAGCUGCAUCCGGGUGACCUGCUGGGGCUGGGCGAGCACUUCCUGUUCAUGUACAAGGACCCCCGCGCUGGGGGUUCGGGGCCAGCGCGGCCUCCGUGGCUGCCGGCACGCCCCGGAGCCACGCCGCCAGGCCCUGGCUGGGCCUUCUCUUGCCGCCUGUGUGGCCGUGGCCUGCAGGAGCGUGGGGAGGCGCUGGCAGCCUACCUGGACGGCCGCGAGCCGGUGCUGCGCUUCCGUCCGCGCGAGGAAGAGGCGCUGCUGGGCGAGAUCGUGCGCGCCGCGGCCGCCGGCGCCGGGGACCUGCCACCCCUGGGGCCCGCCACGCUGCUGGCGCUGUGUGUGCAGCAUUCAGCUCGGGAGCUGGAGCUGGGCCACCUGCCUUGCCUGCUGGGCCGCCUGGCUCGUCUCAUCAAGGAGGCUGUCUGGGAAAAGAUUAAGGAAAUUGGAGACCGUCAGCCAGAAAACCACCCUGAGGGGGUUCCUGAGGUGCCCUUGACCCCUGAGGCUGUGUCCGUGGAGUUGCGGCCACUCAUGCUGUGGAUGGCCAACACCACAGAGCUGCUGAGCUUUGUGCAGGAGAAGGUGCUAGAGAUGGAAAAGGAGGCUGACCAGGAGGACCCACAGCUCUGCAAUGACUUGGAAUUAUGUGACGAGGCCAUGGCCCUCCUGGAUGAGGUCAUCAUGUGUACCUUCCAGCAGUCUGUCUACUACCUCACCAAGACUCUGUAUUCAACCCUGCCUGCUCUCCUGGAUAGUAACCCUUUCACAGCCGGGGCAGAGCUGCCGGGGCCUGGAGCCGAGCUGGGGGCCAUGCCUCCAGGGUUGAGACCUACUCUGGGCGUGUUUCAAGCAGCCCUGGAACUGACCAGCCAGUGCGAGCUGCACCCGGACCUCGUGUCUCAAACUUUUGGCUACUUAUUCUUCUUCUCUAAUGCAUCCCUUCUCAACUCGCUGAUGGAGCGAGGUCAAGGCCGACCUUUCUAUCAGUGGUCCCGAGCUGUCCAAAUCCGAACCAACCUGGACCUUGUCUUGGACUGGCUGCAGGGGGCUGGGCUGGGUGACAUUGCCACUGAGUUCUUCCGGAAACUCUCCAUAGCUGUGAACCUGCUCUGUGUGCCUCGCACCUCACUGCUCAAGGCUUCAUGGAGCAGCCUACGAACGGACCACCCCACACUGACCCCUGCUCAGCUCCACCAUCUGCUCAGCCACUACCAGCUGGGGCCUGGCCGUGGGCCUCCACCUGCCUGGGAUCCUCCCCCUGCAGAGAGAGACGCUGUGGACACAGGGGACAUCUUCGAAAGCUUCUCCUCCCAUCCUCCCCUCAUCCUACCCUUGGGCAGCUCGCGCCUCAGCCUCACAGGUCCGGUGACUGACGACGCCCUGCACCGUGAACUGCGCAGGCUGCGGCGCCUCCUCUGGGAUCUUGAGCAGCAGGAAUUGCCGGCCAAUCACCGCCACGGACCUCCCGUGGCCACGCCUCCUUGAAAACCAAUAGCAAACGAGCGCGCGAACCUUGAAAAUUCUUCGGCUUCUCUCCUCAGAGCCCGCCUGAGCGCAGAGCUUUCUGGGAGUUGUAGUUUUUCCUCGCGUGGAAUGCUGGGAAUUUGAGUUUUGGGGUAGUAGAGGAUGGGACCGUGGGAAGAUGGGUUUGGGAUUUGAGUGCCAGGAACAAUAAAGGUAUCUGUGGUAUUGGCAA
Hippopotamus amphibius kiboko is the source of this 3851-nucleotide messenger RNA. RefSeq names its product Ras interacting protein 1 (gene RASIP1). The transcript has 12 exons. NCBI's taxonomy places the organism in Eukaryota, Metazoa, Chordata, Mammalia, Artiodactyla, Hippopotamidae. The coding region runs from base 428 to 3640 and encodes 1070 amino acids. Gene Ontology annotation, molecular function: GTPase binding. Gene Ontology annotation, cellular component: cell-cell junction. The record is from RefSeq and is a predicted model, not a curated record. Gene Ontology annotation, biological process: angiogenesis; signal transduction; negative regulation of Rho protein signal transduction.